GGCGGCGGCAGGAGAAGGAGCGGGAGGAGCAGGAGAUGCUGCCAACCCUCCCCGGGCUGCGCUCGCUCUGCCGCUGCCGCCGCCGCUGCCGCACGGAGCAGCCGCGCCGGGGGCCCAGUGCGCCGCGCUCUCAGCCCGUAGCGCCCGGGGCGCUCGCUUGGGGGCCGCGCAGCCCGAGACCGGACCGCGGAUAGAGGGGGCGAGGGCGGCGCCCGGGCGCCCCGGCGUGCACACCGGCAGGAUGAGCAUCGAGAUCCCCGCGGGGCUCACGGAGCUGCUGCAGGGCUUCACGGUGGAGGUGCUGAGGCACCAGCCCGCCGACCUGCUGGAGUUCGCGCUGCAGCACUUCACGCGGCUGCAGCAGGAGAACGAGCGCAAGGGCGCCGCGCGCUUCGGCCAUGAGGGCAGGACCUGGGGGGACGCGGGCGCAGCCGCCGGGGGCGGCACUCCCAGCAAGGGUGUCAACUUCGCGGAGGAGCCCAUGCGCUCCGACUCGGAGAACGGCGAGGAGGAGGAGGCCGCGGAAGCAGGGGCGUUCAACGCUCCAGUUAUAAACAGAUUCACAAGGCGUGCCUCGGUAUGUGCAGAAGCUUAUAAUCCUGAUGAAGAAGAAGAUGAUGCAGAGUCCAGGAUAAUACAUCCCAAAACUGAUGAUCAAAGAAACAGAUUGCAAGAGGCUUGCAAAGACAUCCUGCUGUUUAAGAACCUGGAUCCAGAGCAGAUGUCUCAAGUAUUAGAUGCCAUGUUUGAAAAAUUGGUCAAAGAAGGGGAGCAUGUAAUCGAUCAAGGCGACGAUGGUGACAACUUUUACGUCAUUGAUAGAGGAACAUUCAAUAUUUAUGUAAAAUGUGAUGGUGUUGGAAGAUGCGUUGGUAACUACGAUAAUCGUGGAAGUUUUGGAGAACUGGCCUUAAUGUACAAUACACCCAGAGCAGCUACAAUCACCGCUACCUCUCCUGGUGCUCUGUGGGGUCUGGACAGGGUAACCUUCAGGAGAAUAAUUGUAAAAAACAAUGCCAAAAAGAGAAAGAUGUAUGAAAGCUUUAUUGAGUCACUGCCAUUCCUCAAGUCUCUGGAGGUUUCUGAACGCCUGAAGGUGGUAGAUGUGAUUGGCACCAAAGUUUACAAUGAUGGCGAACAGAUCAUUGCUCAGGGAGAUUUGGCAGAUUCUUUUUUUAUUGUAGAAUCUGGAGAAGUGAAAAUUACUAUGAAAAGAAAGGGUAAAUCAGAAGUGGAGGAGAACGGUGCCGUGGAGAUCGCUCGGUGUUUUCGGGGACAGUACUUCGGAGAGCUUGCCCUGGUCACCAACAAACCAAGAGCAGCAUCUGCGCACGCCAUUGGGACCGUCAAAUGUUUAGCCAUGGAUGUGCAAGCCUUUGAGAGGCUUCUGGGACCUUGCAUGGAGAUUAUGAAGAGGAACAUCGCCACCUAUGAAGAACAGCUAGUCGCGCUGUUUGGAACAAACAUGGAUAUUGUUGAGCCCACUGCAUGAAGCAAAAGUAUGGAGCAGAAAGACCGUUAGUGAGACAGUUGCAUAGUAGUGGUUAGUCCACUGAGGAUGUGUUUGUGUAGAUGCCAAGCAUUUUCUGUGAUUUCAGGUUUUUCCUUUUUUAAACAAAAAAACAUUUACGAUGUAUCAGUAAACAGUAGUGAUUUAAUAGUCAGUAGGCUUUAACAUCACUUUCUAAUGGGUAGUUCACAAAUCAACAUAAUCAUAAAAAUGACUUUCUAUGCCAUAAAAUUAUUUGACUUAAAAAGUUUUAUUCAAAUGGUUAUAAUAUAUUGAGAGCAUACAUGUUUAAGAAGAUGAUUAAAAGAUGUAAACAUAGGCCAAUCUGUGUGUUUGGAUUAUUCGAAUAGUGUAUUAUUGACCAUUUAAGAGGGAAGCUGGUUCGCGAGAUCCAACAUGGCCUCACAUUCUUUUUAUAAUUCAUCAUACAGUAAAAAUGUCAGUCAUUUCAUUGUCUGGUUUUCUGGCUUGAUAAGCUGUUUGUUAGCCUUGGCCUCUUGGUGAAAUGAUGUGAAACAUCAUAUGCAAUUUUUAAAUUUUUUAUAUUUUUGCAAUAAAGUACAUCUUGACUUCUUUGACAAAUGUCAGUCAGUAGCCUAUGUAAUUGAGUGGCUUUUGAGGCCUGGUAAUUUAGUCAUUAUGAUGCCUGGGCAAAGAGUCUUUUAAGAUUAAAGGUCAUAAAUGCAUUUUUCAUCAUCAAAUAUAUAUUAUCACUGCUUCCUUUUUUAUUUUGCAACCCCCUGUAUUCUUUAUAAAUUGCAUUUUGACAUUUAAUGUCAUAAAGGUUUUUUUUUUUUUGCUGUUUUUUUUUUUAAGUCUAUUUAAACUUAAUCUGACUUUGUCCUCUAAAAGUCCCAAAUCUUAUAUUUAGAAAAAGAAUUUUUUUCCUAUCAAGAAAAAGGAAGACUUUCCUAUCAAAAAUUGUUUGGGAUUCUUACCCACGUGCCCCUGGAAUGCUGCUUUGCUCUUUAUGGUCUGAGUGCUGCAGGCCUGUGCCCACGGUUUUCCGUCCUUGUCAUGGUCACCAACCAGCAAGCUCACUCAUCAGCAGCCAAUCAAGCGUGUUAUGUUUUUUCCAACCCUCACAAUCCCUAUUACAGUGGUGGAAAUAGGUUUGUAUAAAGCAGAGCCAUACAUGAUUAGUGGAAUCUCUGUACCACAUCAUCAGGCCUCGUCCUUGGCUUUAAAGUCAAGUCACAGUUAAAAGUACACAAAGAUAAGAUUUUUUUUCUUUGGUCACCAGGAUGCUUAUUUUUAUGCCAAAUAAGAUGAAUUGUUAUAUAUAACCAAAGCAAUAUACUUACAUGAUUUUCAGGCCCUGUGACUAAAUAUCUAGAGACAUCCUCACCAGUCAAUCACCUUUAAAUGGGUAGUUUCAUUUUGGGAAGCAUGUUUCUAAGGAACAGGUAUCUAAGUGUGUUAAAUUCUUAGUGUGUUGUGAUCUUAGAAGAGAAUGUUUAUGGUUAUACCUGUACAAGGAAACAUGGCUAGAAUGUUAGAUAAUGCAUAAACAAGAAGUUAAAGUAUGUUAAGUAUAGCUUUGGCCGUGUUUUAAAAUAUUAGUAUUUUAAAUAUUAGUAUUUAAAAUAUUAGUAUUUUUGCAAAAUCUGUCUGUAGGAAAAAGAGCUCUGUUUACAUGAAGGUAACAUGUUUUCUAUUUCAGAGCUCAGAAGCCAGGUGUUAAACAAGGACAUAUUCCAAAAGCAGAAAGACAAGGAAAAAUCCACCUAAAUUCCUGGUUCAUCAUUCUGUGUUCUUUAUUCACUUUUUCAAGUUCUCUUGUUGCAUUGCAUAAGCUGGUUGUUGACAUUCAUGGAACAGUAAACAAAUGCCUGUUGAAUAAAGAACUCCAACCAAGGCUAUAAAUGCCAGUUAUGUCAUUUUCAGUAUUGUUGGUUAUAUUUAAAUUUUCCUUAUAAUAAAGCACACUUUUAUAAUAAA
Molecule: messenger RNA, 3451 nt
Organism: Meriones unguiculatus (Mongolian gerbil)
Lineage: Eukaryota; Metazoa; Chordata; Mammalia; Rodentia; Muridae
Gene: Prkar2b
Product: protein kinase cAMP-dependent type II regulatory subunit beta
Exons: 11
Coding region: 242-1492 (416 amino acids)
Biological process (GO): regulation of protein phosphorylation
Cellular component (GO): cAMP-dependent protein kinase complex
Molecular function (GO): cAMP-dependent protein kinase regulator activity
Source: RefSeq, a predicted model, not a curated record